AUGUCUCCUUUUAAGUUCUUGGGGGUUCGAGAUAUCGCCAGUGUAGAUAAUUUACGCGGUGGAAAUGACACGUCAGUGCUCAAGCACGCCCACGCACACAUGGAGAAUCCAUUUCUCACAUACGGCGGUUGGUACCCUUUCUUCCCCACCCCUUCGUACGGCGGCGUGCCUGCUCACCAUCUCGAUCCACUGGAAACCCGCCUUGCCUCCCGGCCGCCGGUCCAGCGCCGGCCGGAGAGAGGGAAAGUCGUUCGGAUCCCGGUUCAGUUCGUCGGAUCGGGACAGGUGGAUCGCUCGGGGUCCGCCGUUAAGAUACAGAAGGUUUUCAGGGGCUUUCUGGUUCGUAAAUGCCUGAAGAAGAUUAAGGAUAUCAAGUGUAAGGUGGAUGAGAUCGAGGGGAGGCUGUCGGAGGAGGACGUUUUGGAUCUGGUUCGAAGGGACGAGAAGGAGCGCUUGAGGAUGAACGAGAGCCUGAUGUCUCUCCUGUUCAAGCUCGAUUCGAUUUGUGGGGUGGAUUUGGGGGUUAGGGUUUGCAGGAAGGCUGUGAUUCGCAAGGCGAUAGCGUUGCAGGAGAGGAUUGAUGCCAUCGUGGCCGUUAAUUUCACUGGUAAUCGUGAGGCCGUUGAUCAAGAAGAUGGAAGUGGUGGUGGGGUCGUCUCUGAGGAGACAUUGAAACCAGAAGAUUCUCCUGAAAGUGCAGUUUUGGGGGACAAUAACAAUGAGGUGAAGAAGAAAAAGAAGAAGAAGAAAAAAAAGAAGAAGAAGGCAGCUGCUAGUGCAAAUGCUUGCAACGGCCGCUGGUACCAACAACCGCCUCGCCGCUACCCUUUCUCUCCCACCCCUUCGUACGGUGGCGUGCCUGCUCACCAUCUCGAUCCGCUGGAAACCCGCCUUGCCUCCCGGCCGCCGGUCCAGCGUCAGCCGGAGAGAGGGAAAGUCGUUCGGAUUCCUGUUCAGUUCGUCGGAUCGGGACAGGUGGAUCGCUUGGGGUCCGCCGUGAAGAUACAGAAGGUUUUCAGGGGCUUUCUGGUUCGUAAAUGCCUGAAGAAGAUUAAGGACAUCAAGUGUAAGGUGGAUGAGAUCGAGGGGAGGCUUUCGGAGGAGGACGUUGUGGAUCUGGUUCGUAGGGACGAGAAGGAGCGUUUGAGGAUGAACGAGAGCCUGAUGUCUCUCCUGUUCAAGCUCGACUCGAUUUGUGGGGUGGAUUUUGGGGUUAGGGCUUGCAGGAAGGCUGUAAUUCGCAAGGCGAUUGCGUUGCAGGAGAGGAUUGAUGCCAUCGUGGCCGUUAAUCUCACUGGUAAUCGCAAGGCCGUUGAUCAAGAAGAUGAAAGUGGUGGUGAGGUCGUCUCUGAGGAGACAUUGAAACCAGAAGAUUCUCCCGAAAGUGCAGUUUUGGGGGACAAUAACAAUGAGAUGGAAAUUCUGGAGAUUGAUAUUAUCGAUGUAGGGGUGGAUCGUGAGGUGAAGGUGAUCAGCGAAUCGAAUGCUGUUGGCUUUGACAAUGGCUGUAUUUGUGAGAAAUCCGACUUUUCGGUUGAGAAUGGGACUCAGGAGAAUGCGAAGGAGGGGCACAGAGUUGAGGAUGACAAUAAAAGGGACCGGGAUUUGUUGGAGCGCAUGAUAGAGGACAAUGAGAAGAUGAUGAGUAUGAUGAAGCAGUUGUUCGAGAGGAAUGAGAUGCAGACGAGGAUGAUUAAUACGCUGACUAACAGAGUGGAGAUGUUGGAGAAAGCCUUUGUGUGUGAUGUCAAGUUUAGGAAGAAGAAGAAGAAGAAGGCCGCAGCUGCCAGUGCAAAUGCUUGCAGUGAACUAUUGAGGAAAAUGUUGAGAUGGAAGCAACAGCCUUUGCUGUUUUCCGACGCCCUUAUUGUAACCAUGGAUUCUCGAAAUCGAAUUUUCCAGAACAGUGUUGCCUUAGCUGUUCAAGGUGAAACUAUCCUAGCUAUCAGCCAGUGGCAGGAUAUCAUUUCUGAGUUCUCGAUUUCACCUCAUCUCACUACCUCCAUGAAACACAUUUUACUGCCAGUAAUCAUGAGCUUGGUUGUAAAGUUGCCAAUGUUUGUUUGGUUUCGCGCCCGCGACUGGGUCGUUUCGAACACGCACCUGAACGGAUAUUUGACCCUGUUUUGAAUCUUUUUAAAUGGAGAAUGGUGUCAGACCUUAUGAUCAUCUUGGUAAAAAUGUGAAGAACAGCACCAGUUCCAAGGCUCCUGGACACCAAAAAUCAUCUUGUAAAUAUAGUUUCGUAGAAUUUCUCCAUUUUUCUCUUUUCACUCGUGCUUGGAUUGUUGGAGCCAAAUACAUUGAUGGACAUUUGAUGGAUGUUAUCUUUUAAAUCUUAUAUGCUUAUGUAGUUAUGUUACCUGGAUGGCAAGAAUAGGUGUGCUCGCGUGUUAUAUUCUUAUUAUUU
Striga asiatica is the source of this 2410-nucleotide messenger RNA. NCBI's taxonomy places the organism in Eukaryota, Viridiplantae, Streptophyta, Magnoliopsida, Lamiales, Orobanchaceae. The record is from the annotation of a GenBank genome assembly.